AGCCUGCAGGAAUACAACAAAACACAGCUGAGCUGCUGCUCGGUGAACUUGAAGCGCUCUUUUGUUUAAUCAGUUGAUGCGCGCUUCACAUCUGCCAGGCUCCGCUGCCAGCACUGUGAAAAAGAUGCACCUCGAUAUGACUCUUCUUCAGAUUCUUGCUGUGCUCUUCCUGCCAGGUGCAUGGGGUCAGAGCAGCAGCGGGCUUGGUGUGGUGGUGGAGGCCAAGAACAUCACCCUCCCUGCGGGGUCUAAGGCCGUUCUGCCCUGCCACAGCCCCCGCAUGGUGUGGACCCAGGACAGACUGAAGGACCGUCAGAGGGUGGUGCACUGGGACUUGGUGCGCAGCAGCCCAGAGUAUUCUGUGGAGCGUGUCCUGGACAUGUCCCCUGGAGCCCGCCAGAGGGUCUACAAUGGCUUAAAUAAGGGGCGCAUUUCUAUCCCAGACUCUGCUUUCAGUGAUGGCAACUUCUCCCUUAUCAUCAACAAUGUGGUCACGACUGACAAAGGAGUUUAUACUUGUAAUCUGCACCAUCACUACUGCCAGAUUCACCAGUCCAUUCAAAUCCAGCUCAAUGUCACUAAGUCAGCUCGGAAAGAGAAACGUUACUGGGAUGGAGAGAAGACUGUGUUUGUGGUCUUGUUGGGCAACUCAGUGGCAUUGCCCUGUGUUAACCGGCGCUCCCUGUGGAGAGAGGGUCUCCAGGAGGACCAGCAGCAGGUGGCUCACUGGGACUUCCAGCCCCCUGGAGUGCGUCCUGAUAGGGCGGACCGCCUUGUGGACCUUUAUGCCUCUGGAGAGCGCCGGGAUUAUGGACCACUCUUUGCCCAAAGCAAGAUGAGUGUGGCGGAGGAUGCUUUUACUUUAGGGGACUUCUCACUAUCCAUUUCUGGCUUGAAGCCUGUUGACAAAGGCCUGUACUCCUGCCACCUGCAUCACCACUACUGUGGUCUGCAUGAGAGACGCAUCUUCAGACUCUCUGUGGGACCUCCACUUCCGUCCGCCCCCACUACAGCACCCAGAAUUUUCCAGAAUGAUGUGCCAGAGCCAAGGACUGAAGAGGUGGAGGGUCCACGUGUGGUGAAUGUCAUCCUCCCUGAGCAUCGAGGUUAUUUCGUGCAACAUUUGGGCUACUUCCUGGCAACUUUCUUACUGCUGGCGUUCAUCGUUGUCGCUGUCAUUGUGCUGACUCGACGGCGCAAAAAGCAAGGGCUGGAGUAUGAGCUGCGUAGAUCUGAUCGAAGAAAUGUGAUCAGUGGAGGUGAAAUGUCAUUAGACUGCACAGAGCUGAAGGCCUGUAACCAAGAACCUCUGAAUUCAGCCUACAAAAACAAUCUACUGAAAGAGAGAAAUAUGGCCAAAGACUGCAGUAUGGACUUUGAUGGGAAGCUGUUGAAGUGAGUGCAAUAUUUCUGAGAUGCUGCUGGCAGGUCCAGGGCAAACACCGGAAGAGUAAAGGACCGUUGAGAGAAGGGGAAAAAAAGAGAAAACCCAGGAGAGGACAGGAGGAAUGCUCCCUCUGCUGUAACUCUAGCACACUAAGCUUUUUCACUAAAAGCCACCAUAAUUUUUUACAUGUUAUUUUUUUAUAUAACUUGCAUUUUCACCAGCUGUUAUAACAAUAUGGUUAAACGUAUAUUUUAUCCAUACUCUUUGCAUUCAUUGGUUGUUUUAUGUUGAAUGUUUUUUAAUCACCCUUUUUAAUUUUUUUUUUUUACAAAAAUGCAUGCCGUUUAUUAAAGUAUGUUUUUAUGUGUACUUUGCAUGCUUACAGAGCUGCAAGCUCACAGCUCUUUUCCUUUCUUGAAAUUUGAUCAUUUUCUUUUUUUUUCACAAAUUUUGCUGUACUGUAAUUUGUAAAGGUAUUUCAUCAUGUUUCAAUGGUUAAUUUACUGUUAAUGUUUCAGACAGCGUUUGGAAAGUGCCCCACAUUUCUAGCUAUAGAUAAUACAACAUUUUAAACAGAUCAUAGUACUUUUUUACAAAACUCUACUGUGGUGACAAAACAUCUAAAUUAAAAAAAUAUUCUGGAUUUAAUGUAUUUUAGAUAUACAGACUUAAAUUUUUCUCCAUAUAAUAUAUUUUUUACUAAAUGGAUACAUACUGUGCAGUAGCCUCUUGGAGUAGAUCUGUUCAUUGAUAACUUAUCAGGUGAAAAAUAAUGAAUUUCUAGGACCAUGGACUAAAGGCUCCAUCUACCGAAACUCAGGAAAACAAAUUCUUUUAACCAUUUAUUUGGUUUUUAAUGGGCUGUGCAGUACUUGUUUGCAUCAAGCAUGUACAAUGCACCCUGGUUUGUAAAACACUGAAUCUUCAUUACUAAAUCUGCUGGUCAAUGAUGUGUUAUAAACUGUGUGGUUAUAGCUCUAUUUCGGUUUACUGCAGGAAGAAGAGUGUCUACUAUCUCAGUAAUGCUAAAUCACAAAGUGUAAUCUUAACCCCUUUUCCGUCCUUGUCUCUUGCUCACUUGCACACACUCUAAUGUUGGUCUCUAAAAAAAUAUUUCUUCUAUUAAAGAUUAACAACAGUGGCCACAGACUCAUCAAUCACUAUUUGUUCUAGUUUUUAGAGGGGGGUCCACAGACAUUAACCCACAUAUUUGAUGUUUGGAUGAAUAUGGAACUACGAUAUGAACUUGUAAUGUAUUAGUAGCCUCUGAAGUCUUAAGGAAUAGGAGUAUGAGAGAAGGAACAUUUGAGGUAAGUAAUUAAUUGUUUGAAAUUGUGACAUUGUAACCAGCUGUGCAGUACAAGUACACAUCCAGUGAAAAUAAAGCAGUUGCAAUCAUA
This is a messenger RNA of Siniperca chuatsi (mandarin fish), 2787 nucleotides long. RefSeq names its product matrix remodeling-associated protein 8-like. The record is from RefSeq and is a predicted model, not a curated record. The transcript is spliced from 10 exons. Gene Ontology annotation, cellular component: membrane; cell surface. Gene Ontology annotation, biological process: cell adhesion; establishment of glial blood-brain barrier. Lineage: Eukaryota; Metazoa; Chordata; Actinopteri; Centrarchiformes; Sinipercidae. The coding region runs from base 77 to 1399 and encodes 440 amino acids.